This is a messenger RNA of Beauveria bassiana ARSEF 2860, 996 nucleotides long. RefSeq lists its product as uncharacterized. Lineage: Eukaryota; Fungi; Ascomycota; Sordariomycetes; Hypocreales; Cordycipitaceae. The coding region runs from base 1 to 996 and encodes 331 amino acids. The record is from RefSeq and is a predicted model, not a curated record. The transcript is spliced from 2 exons.
AUGGCUGGUGCCAAGCUCAAGACGAGCAAGCCUAAGCCGACGAAGAAGGGCUCAAAAAAGGCAGAGGGCAAAUUCAAGGCAGGCAAGAAGACGGCCCGGGAGGAUACUGCCAUGAUCGAGAAGAAGAGAGCAAAGUUGCUGGCACGCUCACAGGAGCUGAAGAAGGAGGCGCACAAGCUGCUCGCCGAAGCCAAAAAGGCGGCGGACAAGUAUGCAGAGUUGGGCGAGUCACUAAAGGUUGACAACGACGACGACGACGACACAUCGUCAGAGAGUGAAUCGGACAAAGAUAUCCUCACACCAUCUUCGGGGUCCACGAGCUCGUCUUCUGAUUCCAGCUCAGAAGAUGGCGGAAAGGCUCUCCCACCCAAGGCCAAGCUCAGUAAAAACAGCCAAAAGGAAAAGGUCAAGCCCGAGCGCAAGCGAAAGCGCAAAGACUCGUUGUCGUCGUCAUCAUCAUCGUCCGACGACGACACCAGCAGUAGCAGCAGCAGCAGCAGCAGUGACUCGGAGGACAGCGAGGCCGAUCAAAAGGCCGCCGAGAAAAAGUCAAAGCAGGCCAAAAAAGACAAAAUGGUGAAGAAGAUCAAGGACAAAAAGGAUAAGAAACAGGCGAAAAAGAAAAAUCAAAAGAAAGCGGCCAAAAAAUCGGACAGCGACGGUGACAGCGACAGUGACAGUGAUGAAGAGACUGAGGAUGACACGCCCGCCGCGGCAGCCGGCGGCGGCGGCAGCAAGCCCGAGAGCUGGCACGUCACGGACCUCGACGGUGGAUCCGCCCGGCAGAGCAAGUUUCUGCGGCUUCUGGGCGGCAAGAAGCAGGGCAUGAGCCUGUCAUCUGCCAGCGGCGGCGGUGGCGGCGGCGGCGGCAGCAGCAGCAAGAGCACGUCCGAGUCGACUAGGGCCGAGGCCGAAAUUCAGCGCCAGUUUGAGGAAGGCAUGAAGAUGAAGAAUGACGGCGGGGGCCACCGUCGCGGUCUUGGUCUGAGCGGUUGA